UCACUCAAUUGUCCACAUGCAGAAAUGUGUGUUAUUACUAGCAUCUUAAACAUUUUUUUCAUAUUUUUCCUGUAGUUGGAACACCCCUACAAAAGAAUAAGAGACCUGGACUUCCAGUCUGCAAGUAAGAAGCGGAGGGAAAGCGUAGCACCUGUCCAUCCCAAUAUUUCCUCACCCACAAAACGUGAGAUGGAAGCAGUGUACAGUAAGCUCACAAAAAAAGGAACUGCUGUUGCCCUGUCUGUAUCCAAGGAUUAUGCAGCCAGUUUUAAACCUAAGACACUGGAAGGUGAUUGGCCUGUUGACCUCAAGUCAGUUAGGAAUGACAGUUUGAGGGAUGCCUCAUAUGAGGAAAUACUUGCGCAUGCAGACAGUGUGAACAUUAACGUGACCCCGUCACAGGUAUCAUUUGUUGAAAGUGUGACAAGAGAGCAAGCAAAGUCUGCCAAGUGGUGUCAAUACAGGGUUGGCCGGAUCACAGCCUCAAGAAUAUAUGAGGCCACUCGCACCAACACAGAGACUCCCUCUAGGUCUCUUAUAAAAGGCAUUUGCAAGCCAACAUCAUUUAAAAGUGUACAUACUGACUGGGGCAUCAGGAAGGAACCAGUUGCAAAGAAGGCAUAUAACAACGAGAUGAAUCGACAACACACUGACUUCACCAUGAAGGAUAGUGGUCUGGUCCUUCAUCCAGACUAUCCGGAGUUUGGAGCAAGUCCUGAUGCCCUAGUCAGUUGCAGCUGUUGUGGAUCUGGGCUCUUAGAGGUCAAGUGCCCCUCCACCCUUAAGGAUUCAGAUACUAUUGACAUGCCCUAUUUGAAGGACAAAAAGUUAAAAAGAGAAACCAAAUACUUUUACCAAGUGCAAAUGCAACUUUUUUUAACAGAUCGCCAAUACUGUGACUUUUUUAUCUGGACACCACAUGCAACCCUCUGUGAGAGAAUCACUCGGGAUACUAAACUGUGGGAGGAUAUGUGCUGCAAGGGGCAGAAUUUUCAUCGCAGGGUGAUUAUGCCUGAAUUGAUAUCCUCAUUUUUUUCAAGAACUGCAACUGAGGCUGAUGGCCAUUCAUAUUGUGUCUGCGGUGGUGGUGAUGAUGGUAGGAAAAUGAUAGCUUGUGAUGGAGAAAAUUGUGUCACAGUAUGGUUUCACAUGACAUGUCUGAGGAUUAAAAGGGUGACAAAAGGAAAAUGGUUUUGUGAGAAAUGUAGUUGAAAACAUUUUCAGAUAAAAAUAUGGUGCAAUUGAAAGAAAAUGUCUCAAGAGUGCAAUGUGUUCUUUAAACAUUCCAUUUACUGUGUUCUUUUGUAGCAUGCAGUUACUGAUAUGAUGACCAUUAAAGUCUGUGAUAGCAUUUUAACAGUGGAUACAUUGUGCAAUGAAAAACAAUGUCUCACAAGUGCAAUUUUAUACUUUUCUUUGACUGUAUAUAUGUUUUACAAGUAGUUUAGUAUAUAUGGUUAACAAGUAGUUUACGGUAUUUCAAGUCCUUUUAGUUUGUAGUCAGUGAUCUGAGUCCCUUUGGCGCAUUUUGGAAAGUGGUUAUAAAAUGCAGGACAAGCAUUUUAACAGUAGAGUUAUCAUGCAAUGAAUAUCUCACAAGUGCAAUUUUUAUACUUUUCUUUGACUGUAUAUAUAUAUAUUUUACAAGUAGUUUAGUGUAUAUGUUUUACAAGUACUUUAUUUAGUCCUUUGCCUGCAGUCAGUGAACUGAUAUGAUGACCAUUAAGUUCUGUGAUAGCAUUUUAACCGUGGAGUUAUCAUGCAAUGAAUGUCUCACAAGUGCAAUUUUUUACUUUUCUUUGACUGUAUAUAUGUUUAACAAGUAGUUUCUUUCAAGUAUUUUUAGUUUGCAGUCAGUAAACUGAU
Molecule: messenger RNA, 1866 nt
Organism: Lingula anatina
Lineage: Eukaryota; Metazoa; Brachiopoda; Lingulata; Lingulida; Lingulidae
Source: RefSeq, a predicted model, not a curated record